UAGGAAACGCGCAGGCGUCGUUUUAGUAUAUUUACGGAAAUGAGAACAAAAGUCAAAAAACACUGUUUAUAUUUUGUCGUGCACUAGAACCUUAUCGAUUGAGAUGCGUUUCUACACAAAAAUUAACCGAUGACUCACGCAGUGACGACUGUUAAAGCAUACAUCAAAUAUCACCGAAACAAUCCAACUCACUCCAGCAAAGUGUGUGGAAUUAUGUGAACCCCACGGUUUGGAAACGAAAACAGCGCAUACAAAUGCAUUAAUGAAUGCAGACUUAGUGUUAAAAAUAGCAUCCAGAAGAAGUUUCAUUCUACCGAUAACUACGGGUUUCGAAGAUUACUCUCCGCCAAAGUUGUAGCUCAGUAACGAAUCCAGCGCCAUGGGAAACACACAAGCUGCCAACGAAGGCAAAGACAGCAACGUCCAAAAACUGCCCAAACAAAAUCUAGUAAAAGGUCGCAGUUUUAUGAAAUUUGGAAAGAAAAAGCAACUUCUGGUGGACCAUGACGGGACCUCUACGGUGGCCUUUGAGUGCAGCACAAAAUCGGAAGUGGAUGCUGAAAACGAAGAUGGAUUUUCGCAUAUAUUGAUUGAUGAUGGCAUUACGGCGACAGCAGCCUCCAGCAGUCAAGGUCAACAUCUGUCCAAAUCAGCUGAUUCACUGCUGGUGGAAGACGCUGUCGCAAAACGGGACUACGAGUUCGUCUCGAAAAAUGAAUGCUUCCAGAAAUGCAUCAAAACUGAAACGGGAGCACAUGAAGCGCAGAAUAUCAAAGAUAGUGGCCCUAUCGCGGCACCGCUAGACACCGAUAGUGCGACUGGCAUAGCUAUGGCCCGAGACGCAACCGUCGCACCCCCGCCAGAAGCCAGUAAUUCAGCAACGAUGACGACACAAAUAUGUACAGACAUUAACAACAAAGCACAGUCACAUCCCACUGAAGACGGCACAAACGAGUCGCUGACCUUCUUCAACGGCACCGGCAGCAUCGCGACCAGUGGCAAUCAAUCAGUACCACUAGCACAAGCAAACAACUGCACCAAAACACCACCAACACAAACGCCUCAGGAAAUAGUAGGCAACAAAUUGCCGGUUUUAUCCGCUACUAUGGCAACAAAGCCGAACCCAAACAGCCUCAGUAGCAAACUGGUUCUGGGUGAAGGUACAACGAAUGUCUACAACUGCGAUCCCUCAUCUGGAUCGAUCGUAGUUACCACGGACUCCUGGAAACGGGCCCAAUUACUGAGUGAAAACGUUACCACAGUUCAUGGAUCGGUAGAGCAAGGUAAAGAUCGUAGCAAUAAAGUCAUCCACUUGCUUGAGCACACCACCUCAUCCAGCUCGGACUCAAUUUUUACCGAUCCAUCUACACCGCUGGGUGCUUUCGCAACAGAGAUCAACCAGGCCUACUACUCCGAAGAGGAUCUACUUGAAACGCAAGAGGACGAAGAUCGGACUCCAGUCAAAAAGGACCAAACUGUAACGGCACUAAAACUUCAGCAACUAAGUGUUCAUAAAAUCGACCCGAUUGAUUUGGAUUCAAAUCAAUUAAAGUGCGACGAGUGGAGAGAAAAAUUAACGGUUUCUAAUGUGUCCAGUGUCAAUGUCAAAAGCAGCAGUGAUCAAUGGCUUGAACGGUGUAGUGUGGAAAAUGUGAACAGCAUCAGUUUAGAUGGUCAGUGUGCGUUUGAAGAAGAAAAUGUAAUUCCAGCGAUUCCGCAAGACAACGAAAGUGUGGAAAUGGCAUUCAAUAUUCGUAACACCACUACUCCUAGCGCCACAGUCCACAUCCAAAAUGCCGAUGAUCGCGCGACGCCAACGGACGAAGUCAAAGAAAAAUGCUUAUUCAAUAUCUCACGUGUUAAGAAAGUAGAGCUCGCCGAGAUCAAGACGCCCAGCUCGCUAUACGCCACUCCAUUGCCGUUGCCUCAAUCUUUAGAUCCAGCGCGGACAAGUUCUAACGAUCAACAAUGGGCAACCCCAAAACUGCCAAUAGGCGAGGGCAAUGUUCUUCGCAAGGUAGUUUCACUGUCAACCGGAAAAGUCAGCGAAAGUACUCCCGUCAGCAGAAUCUCCCGUCCAACAUUUGUUCCGGAGAAAUUGAACUUUUCUGCGUACGAAAAAUUCGAAGGUCAAAUGCUGAUGAACUGGCUUACAUCGACACUUUUGUCGACGAAUGUGAGGGUUAACGAGCAUGAGCUGCAUACGGUUAUGCUGCAAUACUGCACCAACUUGAUGGUGGCCGGUGUGAUCAAGCAGAUUCCGGAUAAACUGGCACCAAUGCAGGAAACAUUUCGGCCAAACCUCAUGUACCAGUGGACCCACACGGAAGUGCCAUCACCUGCACCAUUGACACCUGGUAGACUAGAACCACACGUAGUUUGGCCGCAUAUCGUUCCUUCCACUGAAACCGCUACCAAAUCGGCUGCUCACUCCACUACUGGUCCUCCGGAGGCAACCGAGACCGAAAACUCUAAAAUCACGGUCCAAACUAGCACACCUAAAGUAACUAAAAGCAAGGCCGACUCACACGUGGAAGAUCUGAAAAACAAAGUGACCAAUUGUGAAACAAUAAGUGAUGUCAAAAGACUGAUUCGAACGUUUCUCAGUGAAAUAGAAGAUGAUGAUGAUGACGCGAGUCUAGUGGAAAUAGUUGAAGGAAAAAAUCGAAAGUGUUUGCUCAGUGAUUUGCUCAACGAAACCGACGUGACAAUCUAUCAGAUCAACCAGAAAAAUGUAGCACAAGUUCCGGACACAGCAGAAAUACCGCCAACAGCACCUCCACUCGUUAGUCUCGCAACGGAACCGGAGUCUUUACGUACUAACGGAAAUUUAUCAGUUGAAUGUGAUUCCAAUAUCAGUAACGCGAGCUUGCCUAACAGUAUUUUUAACCGCAAAGAAUGUUCCUUGCCUACUAGUGUUAGUAAUAGUAACGUAACUAACGGCACGGUGUUUAAUAAUAACACUAACGAGACUCCCAGUGCUAUGUACGUUUGCCGUAACUGUAGUAAGCGGACAGUCGUCUCAAGUGAGCAUGGUUCCUGUGCAACCGGAAAUGACAAUCUCGUUGGGAGUACUUCAGAGCCCAUAUUCUAUCAAUUCAAAAAUCUCACAACACAGCAAACGCAAACCGACCCAGAGAAAGAGAAUGAUGUUUUACCGCCAGCAAGCUAUCCCCAAUCUUCAGCAUUACCCCCUCCACCGCCACCACCACCUCCUCCUCCGCCACUACAAGCGUCCACAUGUAAAGCUCCCCCGUUUCUUCCUCCUCCUCCACCACCUCCACCACCUCCACCAGCAUGCAUUCCUCUUGCUCCACCUGUUCCACCAAUACCACCAGGAGCUUUCACUAACACACUGCCGGUUGCACCUCCCUUGCCACCACCACCACCGCCACCAUUGACAAUACCACCAGCACCGAUGCCCUUGACAAACGGUGCACCAGCACCACCUGCACUCACCGGCGCUGUCGUUUCCGCGGGAUCAGGUAAAUUACCGUCAAGUACUACUCAAAGUGUCCAUGUGGCCGCGGCUGGCCCACCACCACCAUUACCAUUACCAAUACCAACGCCCGGAGGAUGGUAUCAGACAAAUACACUUCGUAAGACUGCCGUCAAUCCUCCGAAGCCAAUGAAACCACUUUAUUGGACUAGAAUAGUAGCACCGAAGUUAAGUCCGGUGACGGAAACAGACUCGGUCUGCGAAGCCACUACUUCCGAGGAACAGAAGCUUGCUUUAUGGCAAGAACUAGAAGAAACGAACCUCGACAAUCUGGAUGAGUUCACCGAGCUCUUUUCACGGCAGGUCGUAAUUCCAAAAGUAAAGGAAAAGGUCGAAAAGCCAGAAAAAACUAUCAAAGUAUUGGACAGCAAGCGAUCGCAAAACGUGGGAAUCUUUGCGAAAAGCUUGCACGUUGACUUCGUUGAGAUAGAAUUUGCGAUCUAUCACUGUGAUACAUCGGUGGUAAGCCUGGAGGCUCUCCAGAAGAUUAUGGAAAUUAAGGCAACUGACGAAGAGUUGGCUCAAAUCAAAGAAUGUGCUGAAGGGAAUAUACCUUUGGAUCCACCAGAACAGUUUCUCCUUAGGAUUUCCAACAUAUCGUCUUUCUCGGAACGCAUUUCCUGCAUUGUGUUCCAGGCUGAAUUUGAUGAGCACUACAUUUCAGUGACGAGAAAGCUGGAAACGGUCAAACACACCUGCGAGUUUCUCAUUGAUAAUGAACAGCUAAAGCAUCUAUUCUCUAUUAUUUUGACUCUUGGCAAUUACAUGAAUGGAGGUAAUCGCACACGUGGUCAAGCGGACGGAUUCGGAUUAGAAAUUCUUGGCAAACUGAAGGAUGUCAAAUCAAAAGAUAACAACAUAACUCUGCUACAUUUCAUAAUCAAAACGUACAUCAGUCAAUGCCGAAAGAGUGGCCAGCUAUUGCAUGACGUGAAACUUCCGGUUCCCGAUCCCGGUGAUUUGGACCGUGCUGUUCUAGUAGAUUUUGACGAUUGCAAAACGCAAUUGAACAUGCUCAAGUCCAAAACAGACGAAUGCCGACGCGUUACAGAAAAGGUUAUCAGUGACUCUGCAGAAAGUAACAUUCAGCCAUUCAAGGAAAAAAUGGAGACAUUCAUUGAAGUAGCGACAAAAAGAAUUGAAAAGCAAUACCGGAGACUGGACGACUGUCGGGAAAUUUUUAUCAAAACGAUGGUUUUCUACAAAUUUACGCCAAAAUCUGGAACAUUGGAAGAUUGCAAACCCGAAUUAUUUUUCGAACCAUGGAUUUCAUUUUCCCAUGAUUUUAAAAACAUUUUCAAAAAGGAAAUUUUAAAUUUAUCCAAUGAGUUACUGAAGAAAACAAACCGACGACCACCAACAACAACGAGCAACUCCAAACAGACAUCUACAGGAAAACAGAAGCCUAGCUCACUGAAAGAGCGCUUGAAACGUUUGAGUGGCAAAAGUUAAAACAGACAAGUUCGUCCGGACGCGAUUGAAUGGAAUUCUUAAUAAUGAAAAUAUUUUGUGGUUUAUCUCGCAAUGACAAAUAUUUUUCCGUUCAUCAAUAUAAUCAAAAACGCUAGAUGCGCUAGUGCUGGUAAACUACACUAUUAAUAACACAACGGUAGCAUUUCGUUUACAACUCCUAUAGAAUUAUUUAUCGCAUCCAGUAUAUGCAGUUGCUAAUUUUAAAUCUUCAAAAGAAGAAAUGAUAGAUUAAUUAUUAAGGCAAAGAGAAAGUAUUUAAGUGUACAAAAAGUAUUUAAUAAAAUGGUAUCAUACAUCGUUGAA
Messenger RNA from Malaya genurostris, 5275 nucleotides. RefSeq names its product protein cappuccino (gene capu). The transcript has 10 exons. Lineage: Eukaryota; Metazoa; Arthropoda; Insecta; Diptera; Culicidae. Gene Ontology annotation, biological process: actin filament network formation; cortical actin cytoskeleton organization. Bases 380 to 4951 code for a protein of 1523 amino acids. Gene Ontology annotation, molecular function: actin filament binding. Gene Ontology annotation, cellular component: cytoskeleton; cytoplasm. The record is from RefSeq and is a predicted model, not a curated record.